UGAGUCUCGUACUUCCGGAAGUUGCGAAUUGUUUUGUUGCGUGUAGAGUUGCGCUUGCUUGUUGACAGUAAAGCUGGGCUCUCGUGAUAUUAAUCUUUUUAAAUAUACCUUUGCCAGUUAAAUUUUCUAAUAAUUAUUUAAAGCACAGACGACGUGGCUAAUUUCUUGUACGUUUCAUAUGCUAAAAGGACAGAGUACCGCAUGGAGUUAGCUAAUAGCUAACGUUAACUGUCCACGUUACUAACACUAAAGAAGAGGACUCCAGAAGCACCUUGCAGAUUUAACCGCGUUUUAAAACAUGUUUAACCAGGGUACUGUUACAAAUUUGACUGUGUUUGAAGUCUAAUUGGUUUUAAACUGGCAUCGAAUUAUUUGUGAAACUAUUACAGAAUGUCAAAACUGGAACGUCUGAAUGCCCGUGUGGCCAAACUGCUUAAUGAGGCUGUGCAGGAGGUCCUGGAGGUGGUGAAGGAAACCGUGUCAGAGUACCAGCAAAAAACUGUCAGGACACAAAGAGAAAACGAGAGUCUCAAGAGAAGAUUACAGGAACUUCAGGAUAGGAUACCCAAAGAAAGCACAGUUGGUUUGCCUACAAGUGAGCCUUUGGCUGAAGAAAGAGAUGAUACACCGCAUUAUAAGCAGGAUUCAAGCCUAAAUCAGAGCCAUAAACCUGCUGUUACUCUUACUGAAGAAAAACUGACAAAUAACCACGAAGAUCAACAUGGGAUAAAGCAGGAAUCCAAAGAGGAGGACGGCGAUAUUCAGUCACAACCUGAACAAUGCAGAGAACAGCCAGAAGUGGAGAGCAACAUAAAUAAGGAUGUUGUGACUUCCCACACCUCGCCCAAAGCUAACAUGGGUACCACUACUGUCGCGUUUAACAGUGCAUGCAACUCUUCCUCAGGAUCCAUGCCUGGCUUACACCUGGCUUCCAUUAAAAGAGAAACGGAGAAAACCGAGUGCACAUCCUCAGAGCAACCUUCUACUCGAGCGCAAUAUGCUGGUUGUGUGGAUUUAAGCAGCAACUCGUCACGUCACACCUCUGCUGAGACCCACAGGUCGCAAGUCACAGAACCUUAUGGACUUCUCGUUGUCAAUUCAAAUCACACCACCCAUAGAAGACAGGGUUGUACAAAAACAAACAGGGUUGCAUUUGAUGGAAGACAAAUAAGGAUGGAGCACCUCAGGGGGAAAGAUGUACACUUGUGUGUUGUGUGUGGAAAAACAUUCAGCAGGGUUGGGAACUUAAGAAUUCACCAGCGCUGUCACACAGGAGAAAAGCCGUAUGGCUGCGUACAGUGUGGAAGGCGUUUCAGUCAGGCUGGAGACCUGAAGAAACACAAGAGAGUCCACACGGGGGAGAAACCGUAUUAUUGCAGCCAGUGUGGAAAGAGCUUCAGUCGAGGGGAGAAUCUCAAACGACAUCAGAGGAUCCACAUUGGAGAGACUCUGCAGUUACAGCAAGCAUGGGGGGAGCAGCGGUAGUGCUUCCUGGAUCUAAUGGAUUGGAAAACAGUCAAAUCAGCAUAAAGAUGUUUUUUGAUGUAGUGCUGACAUUGCUUCACCCCCCCCCCCAAAAAAAAUGCAUAGCAACAGGGUAAAAGUGCACUCAGAAGAAUAAAAAUAUCAUUUUAAUGAGCGCUCCAGGACAUGGUAUAACUGAAGAAAUGGAAGAAAACUGGCCUAUUAAUCUCAGAAAUUCACUUAAGAAGACCAGACCUUCUUGAAUUAAGUGUAAGGCUGAAGUUAAAAGUAUAGGUUGGAUCCUGUGGUUUUCAAUCAGAAGUGGUACACAAAUGAGAACUUAAAAAAAAAAAGGGCUGUGUUUUGCUCGAGAAGCAACUUUCAGAAGACCAAGAUUUAUUAUUUAUUUAGAAAAUGAGUAAUCUUGGAUUGAUCUCUUUGUUACACACAGAUUGUGUUCCCAUGUUAAUUAUAUACAUGUCAAACAUAAUGAACUUAAAAAUCUGAUCUGCAUGAUUGGUUGCAGACUGAUUAACUGCUUGCAAAUUGUUGGAUUUAUUUAUUUCACAUUUUAAAAAAAAGUUUGCACACCAGAAGCAAUAAAUAACCUCAUUACAACCUCCAGAGGCUCAGCCAAUGACUUUCCAAGCAUAUCCCUCAAAUGUUUGAGUACACGUUUUGGCAUAUGACUUAAUCUGUUGUAUCACCUUACAACCUAUAAAUAGGUUUAAUAUUUACUCCAUGGUUUAUUUUGGGUGAGUAAUAUUAUAUGGGUUGCAUGUAUGAGGAGUUGGCACAGACACUCCUUUACACACUAGAUUUUAUGAUUUUACACAAAUAAACCAAAAACUGUAAACUAUUGGUAUUAGACAUGGGUUCACAUGGUUGCAUUUAAGAAACAGAUCCUGUACAAGUUAUAUACUGUAUCAUGUGCUGUUAGAUCUUUCUACAAUAAUGGCUGUCGCAUGCACAGAUGCUGGAAAAGUUUGUUUAAAAACCUGAAAUCCACAUGUACUGUAUAUUUACAUGUUGACAAAAUUAACUUUAGUUUUGAGAAUCUGAUGUAGCAUAAACAAAAUCCCCAGAGUUAACUUAAUAUCUUUCAAAUGGAAACACAGCACUCAAAACCAUGUCUUCUCCUCAAAACUGAUUCUGUCAAAACAACACACACGGCUGUUUUCUGUUCAUAUCUGAUCGAAUAAAUAAUAAAUUAAAAACAACCA
This is a messenger RNA of Melanotaenia boesemani (Boeseman's rainbowfish), 2687 nucleotides long. RefSeq names its product zinc finger and SCAN domain-containing protein 20-like. Gene Ontology annotation, molecular function: DNA-binding transcription factor activity, RNA polymerase II-specific; RNA polymerase II cis-regulatory region sequence-specific DNA binding. Bases 391 to 1485 code for a protein of 364 amino acids. The transcript is spliced from 3 exons. The record is from RefSeq and is a predicted model, not a curated record. Gene Ontology annotation, biological process: regulation of transcription by RNA polymerase II. NCBI's taxonomy places the organism in Eukaryota, Metazoa, Chordata, Actinopteri, Atheriniformes, Melanotaeniidae.